AUGUCAGCAUCCCUACAUCACAAUAGCAGAGCCCAAAUACAAGCCUGCCUUGGAUUCUAUGGAGAUCAGUUCCACGACGAGAAGUUACCAGUGGAUCAGCUCGAUCUCAAAUACUGUGCAUGCGUACAUUACCAUUCAAUUGACAGUCUGGAAUUCCCGGAUUUUGCUUGGGCCAUACCCAAGGAACUUCACUCCCCAUCUGAUCUUGUCCCCACAUUAUUUGCCAUCCGCACUGUUGAGAAAGCCACAGUGUGUUCUGACUGGCUGAUCCGAGAGCUGGAGCAGGUUGCACCAGAUGGUUAUCCAGCAAGGGAUUUGGUAUGGCCUUUCCAUGCUGAGCUAUACAAAGAGGAUCAUAGUGCUACCCAUGCUGGCUUGAUGUCAGAGAUGACACAAUGGGCUGGGCGGGCAAGUCGGGAUGGGAGUGGUGGAAAUUUCAUUGUUUAUGCACCAAAAGAAAUGAUAUUCACACACGAGAUGGUGGAGGAUUCGAAGGAAGCGAAGAAGGGUGAGGUUGCAGCAUGCAAACAUUAUCAGUCAAAGGCAGCUCCAGGUUUAGUGAAGUUCUUCAACCCACCCGGAACCCAAUGCCAGCGUUCUGUUUAUGCAUAUUAUGGUGAUGACUUUGUAAAGCCCCAUAAUUGCUGCGAGUCUUGCCAGGAGGACACAAGAGUAAGGGAUGAGGGGAUAGUCGAGCAGCAUCUCAAGAAGGUGGCACAUCGGAAGGCAUUGGGAAAAACAAAACUUCCAUCAGCACCCAGAGGGGUGAAGAACUUCACCGAACUCACCAAGGAUCUCAAAUCACAGGUGCUUGAUCAACUCACAAAGUGGCACCAAGAUGCAUGGUAUGCACACAUGGAUCUGCAACAAAUGAACUUGCCCCCCGGAAGGAUAAUUGGUGAUGGGGAUUUGAGGAAACUUAGCAAUCACCUCCAUAUUUUGACAUCGCAAAUCAAGUUUAUGAACUUCCUUCAAACCCUUCCUACAGAACUCAAUGUUGAGAUGGAAGCAGCAGCAGAGAAGGUGAAGAGGAAGAAGGGGAAGGAAUCAAGGCCCAGACAGGCAGCGAGGGUGCAAGCAGAUGUAGAACUGGGUGACAGGGGUGAAGGCAGCAGUGGAGUUCCAGUUGGAAUACCAUCAGAGAACAUGGAAACACUGCUAUCACGGAACCAGGUUCUAUCAGCUGCUGAGGUAAUGACAGGCCCACGUAAAUGGAAACUUACUGAGCGUGUGCAACUCAUGUUGGAAGAAGGGAAUUUAGAUUAA
Cantharellus anzutake is the source of this 1266-nucleotide messenger RNA. RefSeq lists its product as uncharacterized. NCBI's taxonomy places the organism in Eukaryota, Fungi, Basidiomycota, Agaricomycetes, Cantharellales, Hydnaceae. Bases 1 to 1266 code for a protein of 421 amino acids. The record is from RefSeq and is a predicted model, not a curated record. The transcript has 4 exons.